This is a messenger RNA of Fukomys damarensis (Damara mole-rat), 1236 nucleotides long. It is a transcript of the gene Gtsf1l, whose product is annotated as gametocyte specific factor 1 like. The transcript has a single exon. The coding region runs from base 728 to 1177 and encodes 149 amino acids. The record is from RefSeq and is a predicted model, not a curated record. Lineage: Eukaryota; Metazoa; Chordata; Mammalia; Rodentia; Bathyergidae.
AGCACAUGAAAAUGUGCAGAAUAGUGGAGUGAAAUAUAAGGAUGUCUUUAAACUGUCUUUUCUAAAAUAAGAGAAGGGGGCUGGGGAUAUAGCUUAGUGGCAGUGCACUUGCCAACCAUACACAAAGCCCUGGGCCUGGUUCUCAGCACCGCCAAAAAUAAAAAUAAGGGAAGGGAGGAGAGGAAAGAAAACUAUGCCAAAGAAUAGGUUAGAAAGCCCAAAAUGAGAUGGCAGACUUGAACCCAAAUAUGUUGCAAGUUCUAUUAUACUAAUGUAGUCAGUUAGAAGACUUCAAGGACAGCAUGGAUGCCACAAAUAAUCUUAAAUAGCGUCUUUCCUCAAAUCCACUCACUUCUCCCACAUAUGGGACAAGUAGCAGUCCUUACUUGAUGAUGCAAAGCCACCCAUUGUGACCACAGGUGAGUGUUCCUCGGCAUCACAGUGUAUCCUUUCCCUCCAAGUCAAAGGGUGCCAUAUACCUUCUCCACCUUCCAGUGUGGCUGCUGUGGGUUUGCGCCCUCACCUCUGCUUUAUAUAUCUCUUCUACACCACGCACUAAUUGCUAACUCUGUCCUCCUGUGAGCGUCUGUGACAGAGCCAACAGAGUUCCGAGGGCCACCAGUGGGCAGAGGACAGACAGUUCUAAAUUUCUUACAAAAGCCCUCUACUGGAAGAUGUAUUUCCUUUAGACUCUGGGCAUUGGGAUACUCAACUUCAAGGACUUCUCAUGGAUCCAGAGGUCUUAGAAAUUUGUCCUUACAAUCCUCACCACCAAAUUCCACUCAGCAGAUUACAGUACCACCUGGCAUCUUGCAAGAGAAAGAACCCCAAGAAAGCCAAGAAGAUGGCCAGCUGCAAAUACAACGCCUGCCACGUGGUCCCCAUCAAAAAGCUGGAGGAACACGAGGCUGCCUGUGUCAACAGGAGCCCGGUGGAGGAAGAGGACGGCACAAGCCCUCUGGAGGUUACCCUUCCCCAUCCGGAGCAGAAUGCUGAAGGCCCGCAGGUCUCCCCAGGGCUUUCCACCUCCGAUAUCUGGAAUGUUGAUGACGCUGACAACCAACCUAAAUUUGUCCUUCAGACUUUCACUCCCCAAAAGCUUGUUUGUGAAAGUGACACGAGAGAGUCAGAAAGAGAGGAGACCAACUCCCAGAAGAUCCUCGGACCGGGAAAGUAACCCACCAGCAGGAGGAGGGUCUCAGAAAGGCAUGGAAAAAUAGGCCGCUCAUCAGAAUA